UGUAAAACGCAUCACAUAAAUAUCCCCAAGUUUAUCGUUUGAAGUAUCGCCCGCCAUACCAGGUCAUAAAAUUGAAAACAAAUACUAUCAUAGCUGGAAUCGGUGAUUGGGAAAUCGAUUUUGAUGCAAUUAGCGCAAUAAGCUCGAGUUUCUUAUGACGUAAAUUUUUGUGUCGGUUAAAUCUUUGUAAAACAUUGCAAAGACAACGCAAUACUAGUGCGUUAUCAUUAAAAACCGUUAUUGUGACAGAACAACAGUGAGAUUGGAACUAGUUAAUCUAGAGCUUGUUGCCAGAGAGGUCCGUUAAAAAUGGUCGAUCAGAAUGUCGAGAACAAAAUUAAGGAAUAUUUAGAUUCCCCUGAGAAAUUCAAGAAGGUCAUCAAGUUUUUAGAAAAGGAAGCAAACGCGGAUUACAACAUCAUUUUGGUAGCUUCCAUAAGUGUUGAUCAAACUUUCCAAGAUCUUGUCAAUAAAUUAGUGAAAGAAAUCGACAACCCGAGUUCAAAAGCAAAAGCACCGACAACCGGAGUUCGGAAGCAUUCCUCGCCCUUUCCGGAUGGAAAACUCGGAGCUGUCUCAGAUUGUACAAUCCAAACACAUAAUAAUACCUCAUCAUCUUGGAUCGAGAUGGAAACAGUCAUAAGAGUUACUGGAAAAUUUGCGGGAGCUGUAGUUGGCACAGCUGUUUCACCUGGUAUCGGAACUGUUAUCGGAGGACUUGUUGGUGGACAACUGUCAACAUCUCUUGCUGGCAUGAUGCAGAGUUAGGCAACGCUGAUUGUCCAUAGCCUACAUGGCACGCGGUAGAAACUUGGAACUUUGGGCCUUCGUCGGAAAAUAAUAAAGUCCCAAUACAGUAUAUAAUUGUAUUUUUGUAUUGCAAAAAUCCUUGUUAAUCCAAGAGUACAUUGCGAAAAGAAAAUGUA
Molecule: messenger RNA, 926 nt
Organism: Daphnia magna
Lineage: Eukaryota; Metazoa; Arthropoda; Branchiopoda; Diplostraca; Daphniidae
Exons: 1
Coding region: 310-768 (152 amino acids)
Source: RefSeq, a predicted model, not a curated record